CUCUGGGCUCAGGGACACUGAGGGAAUCUUUGGGAAUGGGGAUCCCCCAGGAGAGGAGGCAGGGUUCCCCCCACGUGGAUCCACCGCCCACCCGGCACGGUCAGGGCUAAUCCUGACACCUCCUCCCCACCAGAGCAGGGGAAGGACACUGGAUUACCCCUGGGGAAAGAAGGGAGGGAAAUAAUCCUAUUACCCCCAGGCAGGAUAAAUCUCCCUCCCCGAAAAGCCCCCCAGAGCAUCUCUGGGCCUCGGGACGGAGGGGAGCGGGCGGAGGGAGCAGCUGUGGAGUCGGGACUCGCGGGACUCUCGGGUGUGAGGAGCCGUCCCUGGCAGCGCCGGAUCCGCAGGGAGCGCCGUGAGCCGGGGCUGCCGGCCCCCCACAGCCAUGAGCCUGGAGCCCCCCAAGCUGGAGGUCAAAUCGGCCACGAGGGUGACCGGGGGUCCUGCCACCCCCCGCAAGGGGCCCCCCAAGUUCAAGCAGAGGCAGACGAGGCAGUUCAAGAGCAAACCCCCCAAAAAGGGGGUGCAGGGGUUUGGUGAUGACAUCCCAGGCAUGGAGGGGUUGGGAACAGACAUCACUGUCAUCUGUCCCUGGGAAGCCUUCAGCCACCUGGAGCUGCACGAGCUGGCUCAGUACGGAAUCAUUUAGGAUUUGGGCAGGCUCACCACCCCCGUAGUGUUGUGUAGGUCGAGGCCCCCCCGCCCAUGCUGGGGGGGCUCAGCUUGAAAAAAUGUUCAUUAAACUCA
Prinia subflava (tawny-flanked prinia) is the source of this 747-nucleotide messenger RNA. It is a transcript of the gene PDE6G, whose product is annotated as phosphodiesterase 6G. Gene Ontology annotation, biological process: positive regulation of epidermal growth factor receptor signaling pathway; positive regulation of G protein-coupled receptor signaling pathway; visual perception. Gene Ontology annotation, molecular function: 3',5'-cyclic-nucleotide phosphodiesterase activity; cGMP binding. Lineage: Eukaryota; Metazoa; Chordata; Aves; Passeriformes; Cisticolidae. The record is from RefSeq and is a predicted model, not a curated record. Gene Ontology annotation, cellular component: photoreceptor outer segment membrane. The transcript is spliced from 4 exons. Bases 386 to 649 code for a protein of 87 amino acids.